This is a messenger RNA of Misgurnus anguillicaudatus (oriental weatherfish), 3400 nucleotides long. RefSeq names its product MDM4 regulator of p53 (gene mdm4). Gene Ontology annotation, molecular function: ubiquitin-protein transferase activity. Gene Ontology annotation, cellular component: nucleus. NCBI's taxonomy places the organism in Eukaryota, Metazoa, Chordata, Actinopteri, Cypriniformes, Cobitidae. Gene Ontology annotation, biological process: protein ubiquitination; regulation of cell cycle; negative regulation of apoptotic process. The record is from RefSeq and is a predicted model, not a curated record.
UUGACUGACCGGCGUAAUGACGUCACACGCAACGUCAACUGACAACAACUGAUUUCCCAAAAAAGAAAGGACAAUGAAACUAUUCAACUCUUACUUUAUUUAGCAAAACUUAGAUUUUAUAAACACCGGACACCAUGUAAUCGUUCAUAGAUAACACGAAUAAUAUGCGUAAAAAGGCACAAAAUGUGUUCGUUUCACAUUUCCUUAUUUCUGGACGGCUGCAAUGCGGUGUUUGCCAAACUCAAGUGCUAAUACCUUACUAUGGAUUUCACAUUUAAACCCGGUUAGCAGAUGUAAGUUCUUGACUCCAUCAUGACCUCACUGCCGUCUUCGUCUGAUUUAACGGGGUCGAGCUCAACAUGCAGGACUCUUCCUGGGGAGGGGAGUCAGGUCCACCCCAGGGCUCCUCUCCUGCAGAUCCUGAGAGUAGCAGGUGCACGGGAGGAGGUGUUUACCUUGAAGGAGGUCAUGCACUACCUGGGUCAGUACAUCAUGAUAAAGCAGCUGUAUGAUAAACAAAGGCAACACAUCGUCCACUGUCAAGACGACCCACUUGGAGAGUUGCUGGAAGUGGGGAGCUUUUCAGUUAAAAACCCAAGUCCUGUGUACGAGAUGCUGAAGAAAAAUCUAUUUAUAUUAAAUAAUUCGGAUGCUGCAAAGAAUCUUUCAGUCGACAAGGAUUCUAAUGAGUCUCCAAGUGAAGAUCCUGGUCAGGUGUCUGGUGUGUCGAUAAGCUCUGGACAGGUGCUCAAUCCUGGUAGUACAAGCACCAGUGCUAUGCAGAGCUCCUCACAACGAAGACCACGCGAUCCUGAUGAAGAUUCUUCAGAUGGCUUACCCAGGUCUGCUUGCAAGCGGCCAAAGCUGGAUGUGACUCUGGAAGAGUGGGACCUUUCUGGGUUGCCCUGGUGGUUUCUGGGUAACCUGCGGAGUAAUUACACUCGCCGGAGCAAUGGUUCAACUGAUAUCCAUACUAAUCAACUCUCUCCCGGACAGGACGAAGACACGGCGAUUGUUUCUGACACCACAGAUGAUCUGUGGUUCCUCAAUGAAGCGGAGAGUGAGCAGGUGAGCGUGGAAAUGAAGGAAACCGUGCUGGAGCAGGGCAGUGACGCGGACUCUCCACAUGAAGAGGAGGAGACUGGGAGAGACAGUAAAGAUGACAGAAAGAUGCAGGAAGACCAGGAUGAGGACUCUCAGUGUUUAAGUGACGACACUGAUACUGAGAUCUCCACACAGGAUGCUUGGCAAUGCUCCGAGUGCCGUAAAUUUAACACCCCUCUGCAGCGGUACUGCAUGCGCUGCUGGGCUCUGCGAAAAGACUGGUACAAGGACUGUCCUCGUCUCGUGCACUCCAUCUCAGUGCCAGACAUCCCCGCCUGCAGUUCACAUCCUCAGAGGGAUGAAGAUGAGGACGAGGAUGAUGGAAUCGACAUGCCUGACUGCCUCAGGACUGUGUCUGACCCGGUCGUCCUCCCCUCACACCGUGUCUCUAGAAACAUCCCUCCUUCGUCCCCUUCCUCGUCUAAGGGAAAAGGUCCUUUACGGCUUCGCCACUCUCAGGAGAGCUCCGAGGGUGAGAGCCAGGACAUCCUGGACAUGGAGACAGAGUGCCAACCAGAAGCUUUACUGGAGCCCUGCAAGCUGUGUCGGGUGCGCCCACGUAACGGCAACAUCAUCCACGGUCGUACCGGUCACAUGAUCACCUGCUUUCCGUGUGCUCGCAAGCUGCAUAGGUUUCACGCGCCUUGCCCGGGCUGUGGCCAGGUUAUACAGAAGGUCAUCAAAACAUUUAUAGCGUGACAGAAAUCGGGAACGAUUUAUAGGCACGCAUGUAUUAUACAGAGACACAUUACAGUAUCUUUUUUUUUUUUUUUUUUUGAAGGAGGAAAUUAAUGGACCAUUGCCAGGCUAAAUUGAAUAGUGUAUUUAGAUUUUUUUGGUGUAUAGUACAAAGUAAAUAUAAAGACAAUAUAAUUUAACCUCUGUCCAUGUGACAUACUGAAAAUGCCUCAUAUUGAUAGUUUUGCAUCGUUUUUAUUAGCAUAAAUUGCUUAAAGAAAAAGUUGUUUUGUCUGUCAGGUGAAGAGGAGUGCUACUGCCUGUGAAGAAGGUAUAGAAAUGAGUCAGAAAGUGAUAAAGGACUUAAAUAAAAUGCAUGGCUUCAGUAGUAGUGCCAGCAUAAUCUUGAGUUAUAACUCUUACCUUGUACAGUCCAGAUAAGAUUUUAUAGCGUUUCUUUGGCAGGCAUUUAAGAGCCCAUCCAACAUACUUGACCAAUGUUAGUUUUAUUUGAAAGAAAAAUCUAUUUAAUUUAGGCUUCUUCCCCUUCAGAUUUCAGACACUUAAAGACUAAAGCCCUAGACAGCACUUCAGUGUGAAUUGUGUUGACCUGGUAAGGGGAUUUAUUUAAAAAAAAGGUGCUUUAAACCGAUUAAACUGGAAUAUUUAUUUAUUUAUGAACUUUUUGCAGAUAAUGUUGUGAGGGUGUCACCACUCAACAGUUGUAUUACACAUUACAGUGUUAAAUCAUUUUCUGGGAGUUUCUUGCUUAUACAUUGGUGACGCAUUAUGUGUUAAAGGGACCAUGCUUUUUAACUCUUGGUUAGAAGCACAGUUUCUCUGUUUGUUUGAUCCCAAACCUGAUCUUUUUGUGCUUUUUCUGUUCAAUCCUCUUCUAAGUCUUUAUUUGUUUUUUCCCUUCAGAUUCAAUUCUGCCACACCCAUUCACUUGUGCCUGUUAGAGGAAUAUAUAUAUAUAUGCGUAUAUUAUAUAUGAGAGCUGUUAUUGGAAGGGUUCCUAUGGGCUAAUUCUCCAGAUGUCCCACAUUGAGCUGACAUUUAUGAGAAACGAAAUUGCUUUGGGCACUCUAGAAAAGAGGAUUUUUCUAAUGAAACUUUUGAGCACUUGAGUGUUUGAAAUAUAUUUUAUGUGAAUGUUUGUUAAUCUUAAUGCUGCUGUAUUAUACUGUACCAAAGUGGAAUGUUAAGUCUCUAUUGUCUUAAGUACAUCUACAAAAGACUAAUACAAUGAUUUGUGCAGUAUUGUAGUCGUAUUAUAGUCGUCAGCCACCAGAGGGCGAUGGAGCCUUUUAAAAUACCAGAUUGCAGUCAAUACAUGGUACAAGUUUUGUGUUUUGCUACAAUAUUCCUAGUUAAUAUGGGAGCUGUGAAGGCUUUACUAAAUAUGACAUUACCAGAAGUUUCCUGUAUGGUACAACAUUGCUGUUUCACUGCCACCAUGCCACAUAGUAUGGAAUCUGAAACGUAUUUAUCUUAAGUCACUGCAACUAUAUAAUGAAGUUUGCUUAACUGUUUUACUUGAUUUAUGCUCAGAUUCGAUCUGAAUGUUUUGUUUUAAAUUUAAAAGAAAUACUUUAAUAAACAAGGGAAUAAAAAG